Messenger RNA from Hemiscyllium ocellatum (epaulette shark), 2272 nucleotides. RefSeq names its product zinc finger protein 420-like. Gene Ontology annotation, biological process: regulation of transcription by RNA polymerase II. The record is from RefSeq and is a predicted model, not a curated record. Gene Ontology annotation, molecular function: DNA-binding transcription factor activity; RNA polymerase II cis-regulatory region sequence-specific DNA binding. The transcript has 3 exons. Lineage: Eukaryota; Metazoa; Chordata; Chondrichthyes; Orectolobiformes; Hemiscylliidae. The coding region runs from base 221 to 1783 and encodes 520 amino acids.
GGUGGGGCCAGGCAGUACGGUCCGUGGACAUCCGUGACUCGCGUCUGAGGAGACCUGAAUCUCUAAAGAAGUUCUGACAGUCAGCAGAGGCUCGGAAUUUGAAUAUCAUUGGCAUUUCACUGUGGAAGGAAAAAGGAUUUUGAACAUUGAAGGAAAAAGCAUCAUUCGCACCGGGAAGAAACAUUCAUCAUCUGUGAAAGUCUGUGAAGAUUCAUCUGAAAUGUCCAAACACCAGUAUGAUCAUACUGGAGUGGGAGGAUGGAAAUGUGGGGAUUGCGGGAAGGGAUUUCUUUACCCAUCCCAGCUGGAAAAUCACCAACGCAGUCACACUGGGGAGAAGUCAUUCACUUGCUCUGAUUGUGGGAUGGGAUUCACUCAAUCAUCCAACCUGCGGAUCCACCAGCAGGUUCACACUGGGGAGAGACCAUUAACCUGUUCUGAAUGUGGGAAAGGAUUCACUCAUUCAUCUAAACUGCUGGAACACCAGCGUGUUCACACUGGAGAGAGACCAUUUAUCUGCUCUGUUUGUGGGAAAGCGUUUGCUCAGUCAUGCAACCUGCUAAUACACCAGCGAAUUCACAAGAGAGAGAGACCAUUCACCUGUUCUGAAUGUGGGAAAGGAUUCACUCACUCAUCUAAACUACUCGAACACCAACGGGUUCACAGUGGAGAGAGACCAUUCACCUGCUCUUAUUGUGGAAAAGGAUUUACUCACUCAUCUAAACUGCUGGAACAUCAGGGAGUUCACACUGAGGAGAGACCUUACACCUGUCCUGCCUGUGGUAAAGGAUUCACUCGGUCAUCCAGCCUGCAGAUACACCAGCGAGUUCACACUGGGGAAAGACCAUUCCUCUGCUCCCUGUGUGGGAAGGGAUUCACUCAGUCAUCCAAACUGCUGGAACACCAGCGGAUUCACACAGGAGAGAGACCAUUCACCUGCUCCAAUUGUGGGAAGGCAUUCGCUCAGUCGUCCAACCUGCUGCUACAUCAGCGAGUUCACACUGGGGAGAAGCCAUUCACCUGCUGCCAGUGUGGGAAGGGAUUCACCCAGUCAUCCAGCCUGCGGAUACACCAGCGAGUUCAUACUGGGGAAAAACCUUUCACUUGCUCUGACUGUGGGAAGGGAUUCACUUCAUCAUCCAGCCUGCUGAAACACCAGGGAGUUCACACCGGGGAGAGACCGUUCACCUGUUCUGAAUGUGGAAAAGCGUUUGUUCACUCAUCUAAAUUACUCGAACACCAGGGAGUUCAUACUGGGGAGAGACCAUUCACUUGUUCCGAAUGUGGGAAAGGAUUCACUCACUCAUCUAAACUGCUGGAGCACCAGCGAGUUCACACUGGGGAGAGACCAUUCACCUGCUCUGAAUGUGGAAAAGGAUUCAUUCGCUCAUCGAAUCUCCUGGAACACCAGCGAGUUCACACCGGGGAGAGACCAUUCAUUUGUUCUGAAUGUGGAAAAGGAUUCAUUCGCUCAUCUAAACUCCUGGAGCAUCAGCAAGUUCAUACCAGAGAGAAAUCAUUCACCUGUUCAGCUUGUGGGAAGGGAUUUACCCAAUCGUCAAACCUGCUGAGACACCAGCGGGUUCACACUGGAGAGAAACCAUUCACCUGCUCUGAUUGUGGGAAAGCAUUCACUCAGUCAACAAUCCUGCUAGUGCACCAGCGGAUUCACAGGAGAGAGAGACCAUUCACCUGCUCCCAUUGUGGGAAGGGAUUUACUCAGUCAUCCAACCUGCUGAGGCACCAGCGAGUUCACGCUGGGGAGAAGCAUUCACUCAGUUAGCUUACCUGUUGAUACAGCAGCCUGUUCACUCCAUGAAUAGAUUAUUCACAUGUUCCACAUGUUGGAAGGGAUUCACUGUCAUCCAAACUGUUAACAUACCAGUGAAAUGACACUGCGUGAAUCCUCUUCACCUGCUAUGCUAUGGAAAUGGCUUUGCUGUUUGCAAACACACCAGCAAAUUCACAAAGAACCACCAAAGAAUGAACCUUUGUCAUUGGGCGGUUGCAUUGAUGUUAUUAAACCCUACUCUAUUAAAGGUGUUCAUAUUGUAGAUAAAACAUUGAUACAGUUGUAUCAAUGCCUUUGGAAAUGAUCACAAUGUCACUGAACAUCAACAGAUUUACACUGGGUAAAGAUUGUCCAUCUGCAUAUUGUCUGUAAAGUGAUUUUAUGGUUCCUUGGGAUUGUUUAAAUAACAAUGAGUUCCCUAGUAACUCUGCAUUGGAUUUUGAAGUUACUGUUCUCGAUAUCCAAGCAGUGUUUUCUGGG